GUUUUACCUGUUGAGCAAUGGUGUCUCAGUCAUCAGAAGAAAAUGUCCUUGUUGAAUGGAAAUAAUUUCAAAUGGAAAUCUGAAACUCAGCUGAACUUAAAAUAUACAAACACUUAUUAACACAUCAAAUAUAACAUUUUGUAUCUUAGUUAUCCCGCCUACUGGUGAUAUAAAUAUCCCACUCAAAUUAGACUUCACAGUUUCUUCACCUGCCUCCACAUGUACAAAAACAGUUUUCAAGAUGGUGUGAGGUUACAUUCACCGCCGUCAAAGCAUCCUCACACUUUUCUGAACCACAGAAGUAAGAAAUGGUUUUAUGGUGAUGUCCGUGCAAACAAAAGCCCACUCACUGUACUAAAGCAUUCAUGUUUUUAGGUUAAGUGCUAUCUUCCCUGCAUACAAAUCCACACUCGGUGGAGGCUGUCCCUCACUUUGAGCCCACACCCACAGGAUGAAAUAAGCAGAAGAGGAAGUAGGAGUAGCCAGUCUUGGUAACGAUACAUGUGCAGUUCGGCUGCAGGCUCUCUGCAGCUCUCUGUGAGCAUGCCUGAUGAUGGGGCAGGAGAGAAGUGUAGGGGGGGGACAUUUGGAAACGGCGUCAUGUUGACAGGAAGAGGAAGUGGUGAGCUGUUUGAACUACCUGGUAAACCAUGAGACAUGCCUGUUCCUGUCUAUGUGAUCUCAACUCGAUCCAAAUGUAGAUUUACCUGUUUUCACAAAAUCUCUCACUAAAAUCUGGAGGGAGCACCUUCUGCCUCGUACUGCCUGGCAAGUAUUUGACUGUUUCGAGGGAACCGAAACAUGACACAAAACGGUGCCGGACCCGGCAGCGGUACCACAAAAAAGGUGGAAGAACUUAAAAUUGUGAUUGUGGGAGAUGGAGGCUGUGGGAAAACUUCUCUUCUGAUGGUUUAUGCCAAAGGUGAUUUUCCAGAGAAAUAUGCUCCAUCAGUGUUUGAAAAGUAUGUCACAACUAUCUCCUUGGGAGGAAAAGAGAUAAAGCUCAACCUGUAUGACACAGCCGGACAAGAUGACUAUGACAGACUGAGGCCGCUGUCAUACCAAGAAGCUAAUCUGGUUUUAAUCUGCUUUGAUGUGACCAACCCAACCAGCUUUGAGAAUGUUAUGAUCAAGUGGUACCCAGAGGUGAGGCACUUCUGCAGGGGCACACCGGUGAUCCUGAUUGGCUGCAAAACUGACCUCAGGAAGGAUAAAGAGUGUUCAAGGAAACUGAAGGCCAUGAAUCUGAAUCCCAUUACGUACAUUCAGGGCGAGGAGACUCGGCAGGAGAUGAACGCGGAGCUCUAUCUUGAGUGUUCGGCCAAACAUCAGGAGAACGUGGAAGACAUUUUCAGAGAGGCGACAAAAAGAGCUCUGGCCUUCAACCGAAAACAGAGGAACAACAAGAGAAAGAAAAAAUGUCUUAUUCUGUGAAGAUACAAACUUUCAGGAUCCCACGCUCUUGCAGGCAAUUGUUAGAGGAUCUUUUGCUAUAUUCAACGCAUUUGGACACUUGAGAUGCCAAAUAUAAUUUGUGUCCUACACAGAUAUGAAAGUAAAAAAAAAAAAAAACCUGACCUGAUAGGAUGCGUCUUAUGUGAACCCUGGAAGGCCGGUUAGUAAUCUUCAACAGCGCAACAAAAAUUGCGAUUGCUGUAACAGGAAGGGGAGUUUUGCAAGUUGUAGUGACAUUUUCUAAUGUAGCACACAAGACACUUCUUGUAUGCGUUUUGUACUUUUUAUGUUUAUGUACAAGUAUUUUUUUUCCUGAAAGUAUUUUGCACCACAACUGCAGAAAGUUGUCUUUACCUAUUUAUUAAUGGAAAUCAGUUCUUGAGCUGACAUUUGUAGGCAACAUAAUCCUACUUAGAAUAGUUGUUGGUUUUCAAUACGUAAUGGUACUGUAACUUUAAAGUAGCACUGGUUGGCUACCAACAUGGCAAAAUUAGGCCGGUUAGAAAUUCUUAACUUUACCAACAGCGCCCACUUGAGGCAGAAAAUAAACUAGCACGUUAAAUGUCAAGUGCUAUCAUUAUUCUAAAAUUAAAAUAAAAGCAAAUCUUCACAUAAA
This is a messenger RNA of Poecilia reticulata (guppy), 2071 nucleotides long. It is a transcript of the gene rhof, whose product is annotated as ras homolog family member F. Lineage: Eukaryota; Metazoa; Chordata; Actinopteri; Cyprinodontiformes; Poeciliidae. Gene Ontology annotation, molecular function: GTP binding; GTPase activity. Gene Ontology annotation, biological process: small GTPase-mediated signal transduction. The record is from RefSeq and is a predicted model, not a curated record.